AUGAAGAUCGUGAGACAUGCCAGAACACGGUCAGGUCUUGCAGUCGCGAGUGGUCCGCCGCAGAAAUCCACGCCCCAUCAACUCACGCACCCAUGCCAAAACUGCACCGCCUUCGGACGCGACUGCGUCUUCAUCACGGUCCCUGAGAGCGCCGCGCGCAAGAAAGAGAGGGAGCAGCGCGAGCGCGCCCAGAGCAAGACGGCCGCCGCCGCCGUCUCGGUCCCAGAUUGGACAAAGAACCUCCCCGUGCGCACCCAGAGCAGUGCAAGCGUCGCCGACGCCCAUGACACGGCCAAUUCCGUCGACACGACGACGCCCGGCACCCCGCCCCGCGACUACGAGUGGGAGGCCUACCAGCAGGACGUCGAGCCCGAGACUGACGCCUGGGAGCGCCUGCCUGCCGAGCCCGAGGUGACGCAGGACGAUGUCUACGAGGAUGAGAACGAUGACGAGGACCAGAUCGCCACGGAUCUGACCAUUCGCAUCGGGAGGAUGAUCAUCUGCGAAAAUGUCACUGGAUUCUUCCGUCCCCAAUAUGCCGAAGAGCUUGGCAAGCUUCUCGGAGAGACGCACACGCCAUCCUCGUCGGUCGCAGGCCAAAGGGCGUCGCAGUCGUCCGCCCUGUUGUCCGCGGAGCAGAUGCCCUCUCUUGCGCCCUCGUUGAACUUGCUCCUCGGUGGCUCGCUGUCUCUUCGCCAAAAUGACGAGGUAGACCCCCCGCAACUACCCACCAAAAUGGAGGCAGAGGCCCUGCUCCAGCGCUAUACCGAAGCAGUCAGCCCACUCGCCCAUGUUUUGCAUUUGCCGUCCUGUAAGCGCCUGUUUGAACGCUUCUGGUUGAACCUCGAGAUCGGCAGCCCCAAUCAAAACUCAUGCACUGCCCUAAUACUCGCUGUAUGCAUGGCUGCAGCUGCAUCCGUCUCGCCUUUGCAAGCAAAAUCGCAAUUUGGCAUUACAAAAGAAGAUUUGUUCUUGAGGCUGCAGAAAGCCACUGAACGAGCCCUCCUUCGCGCCAACUGGGCAAAGACGUCCAAUAUACGCACUUUGCAAGCUUUGACCAUCUACUUGAUACCCCUUUGCCGCGCCCAAAUCUCUCGAGCCACCUCAGUUGUGGUGGGCGCGCUUGUCCGUCUGGCGCAAUGCAUAGGCAUCCACCGUUUGAGCCAUAGCUCAGCUAAUAGCUUGACUCCUCUUCAACGCCAUGUUCGGUCCCUGCUAUGGUACCAAAUCUGCUUUUUGGAUUUCAAAACAGCAGAGGCACAGGGACCCCAUCCAUCCAUCCGAUCUGAUGACUUUGACAUUGCUCUGCCGCUCAACGUCGACGACGAUGUCUUUGAGUUUGGCAGCUCCAGCUGGCAGCAAAAUCCCACCUCCAGGAACGGGUGGUCAGAUGUCACAUUGUCACUGAUAAGGUACGAAUGCAAUGAGAUUCACCGUCUCAUUUUCCGUGGCAGGAUCGAGAUGGAUCGCAAGCACAUCACCCUGCACGACCUACGCGCCCGUGUAGAGGCCAGGAAACGCCUGAUACAGUCAAAAUAUCUGCAAUACCUCGAUGCCAACGUGCCCAUUCAGCGUUAUGCAGGUCUUGUUGCCACGCUGCUCAUGUCGCGCUGCGACUCGAUGCUGCUCUACCGCCACCUCCCCCAAACAUCCCUCCAGCCGCGCUCCGAAUCAGAAAACCGACUCCGCGAUGUGCUUCUCACAGCCGCCCUCACAACCCUAGAAAUCGGCGCAACCCUAGACACACUCCCUUCCCUCUCUCCCUGGGCGUGGUACUCGACCACGUACCAGCAAUACCACGCCGUGCUUCUCCUCUUAACCGAACUAUACCGCACGCCCGACCUCCCGCGCAAAGAGCGCAUGGCCACCAUCAUCGACCAUAUCUUUGGACAUUGCUAUGGCGUCGGCGUGCAGGAGCGCUGUUCGGAUCUUCUAUUUACUGUAAAAGAAAACCUAGAAGCCUUCUACGUGAUGAAAGGGUUCAAUAAAAAGCGUCAGCAAAUCGCACCCCAGCAACAUCCGACGCUGCAGCCUUUGACAUCGUUUGGCAACCUAGUCACAAGUCCUGGCUUCGGCACGGGCCAUCAGCAUACACCGUCGUCAUCAAAUCUCCAUGGCCAAUUACAAAGGACGCCUACAAGUGGCACACUGGAUGGCCUGAACGUGGAUUUCGACAGCAUCCUUGGGAGUCUGAACGGUGCGGGUGGGGCCGGCACAGGCGGUGGCAGCGCGGGACCAGACGAUUUUGAUGUAUGGGCGGGCAUGAGCGGUGCCGGUGCUCAGGACACUGGAGCCAUUUUUGUGCCCGUGGAUACAGGGGGGCAUGCCGAAUUCGGAACUGCGAGUCCGAACGGGGGUUUGCAGCAAUGGGAAAAUUGGAAUUUCCCAACGCCGCAGCCACAACAAAAGUACGAGCAGUAGUAGGCUUGACACGAAGCUGCAUAAUUCAUGCAAGCCUCGCUUGGUCUUCUUCUCUAUACACGUUUGCAUAGUUUUGCGCAAAUAGACUCGUCAUGUUCUCUUACAUAGAAACGAAGAAAGAAGAGAGAGAAAAAAAACAUCACCGUCAUAAAAGCCUAAACUUAGACACGAGGCAUGAAAAAAGGGUUUCGCUUAUUACGUACAUGUGUAGGCCAUGUGUGGGAACUCGGGGUAUGUGAGUAGACGAAAAUAGAAAAAUACGAAGUUUAU
Molecule: messenger RNA, 2691 nt
Organism: Exserohilum turcica Et28A
Lineage: Eukaryota; Fungi; Ascomycota; Dothideomycetes; Pleosporales; Pleosporaceae
Exons: 5
Coding region: 1-2421 (806 amino acids)
Biological process (GO): DNA-templated transcription
Molecular function (GO): zinc ion binding; DNA binding
Source: RefSeq, a predicted model, not a curated record